AAAGGCAAAUUCAAUCUCCUCUCAGCACGCAAGUCGCAAACCGGCGAACGCCGCGCUUUAUUGCCAUUUUUUUUCUCGUUAUUUGUAAAACCGGUGCCGCAAUUUCUUCCACUGGCACGGAAGUUACCAGAUAAAUGAGAUAUUAUCCCACAACACGACGCGCUUUACCCACUAUAGCCGGUCAAAUCUCCUCCCUCCAUCGACGAAGUAACCGGUAUCGCUGGUUACCCCUUUUCCUCACCCGAGAAUUCCCGUACCCAAUAUAAAAGUAUAAAGCUUGUUCCUCUGUAUUUCUCCAGGCAGUCUCAUCUAAAGCAUCAGCGUCUUGGUCUCCGUUACUGUGCUCUCCUCGUAGAUAUUUUUCGUUUGCGAAUCUGAAGAUAUAAUACUUGGAGGAUGGCAGCUAAUGAGGAAGGAGAGGAGAAUACCUCUCGUGGAAAUGAGUGGGAAGUUGUAUCACUUACAGCAUCAACAUAUGCUGCUGCUUCUGGUCCAGAAGUUGAACUGAAGUAUGAAAACAAGGAUAAUGCACAUGAAGAGGAUGAAGCAGAAACUUCUCGUGCUUUGUUCAUGUCUGGUCAUUUUGUCUUUCCACCGAGCCAGCAUGAGAAUUUGCCAUUGGAUCCUGAUAAUAGUGAGAUUCUCAAUGAACAAGCGGGGGAGAAUUUUGCCUCUGAACAGGGUGCGGAAGAAGGGGAUGAAUCUGGCAGAAAGGAUGAAGAAUACUUUAAACUUGAGGAGUUGAAUGUAUCUGAAGAGUUUCCUGGGAUACAGUUUUUUGAUGACAAGGAACAGAGUAUAUACAGUACAUCUACUUUCAGUUCUUUGCACAGUGAAACUGGACUCGGUGGAUCAGCUGCAUAUGGAGAGAACCUGGUUAUUCCUGAAGUAAAUGAACAGGCUAAAGAGGAGUUGGAUUUCUCAACAGACAUUUGUCACUCCCCAAAGCCUGCUAUAGAUGGUAAAGAUGAUGGGUCUGACCUUCCAUGUGAGGCUUGGUGGAAGAGAAGGGCAGCUUCCUUGUACACUCAUGCAAAAGAGACAAAUGCAUUUUGGUCCAUUUUUGUUGCAGCAGCAGUUAUGGGCCUUGUAAUUCUUGGACAGCGCUGGCAACAGGAGAGGUGGCGGGUUUUGCAACUCAAGUGGCAGGCUAGCAUUAAUGAGAAAAGUGGCAGGAUGCUGGGACCUCUAUCACGUCUUAAGGAUGUGAUUGUGGGUGGCCAUCGCCGUGGAUCCCUUAUCAGGGGAAGUUCCUCAAAUGAAAAUUAAGAUGAUGAUGAAAAUGUUAAAAGAGAUUGUUUCAGGGUGGUUAUUAUUGUAUUUUGCUGUGUGGUUGACCUAUUUUUCUAAUGACAAAGCUCAGUAAGUUUUACUUGUGUAAUUAAGGUGGCAUAUUGGUUCGUGGAGGGAAGUAUGGCAAUUUAAUUUCUUUGGAGAAUGGUGGGUACAUAACUGAGCAUCUAAAUAUCCAUAAUUAUUAUUUUAUUUCGGUAGUCA
Hevea brasiliensis (rubber tree) is the source of this 1497-nucleotide messenger RNA. Its product is annotated as ATG8-interacting protein 1. Gene Ontology annotation, cellular component: intracellular membrane-bounded organelle. The record is from RefSeq and is a predicted model, not a curated record. Lineage: Eukaryota; Viridiplantae; Streptophyta; Magnoliopsida; Malpighiales; Euphorbiaceae. Bases 397 to 1269 code for a protein of 290 amino acids. The transcript is spliced from 3 exons.